AAGCUGUCUCUAAACAAAAAACUAAUUUUAAAGGAUACAGAACAAGAUCUCGUUCUAGCGCCUAUGUACCACUGGUCUUUAUUUCUACGGCCUAAGCUAGAGAACCUUCUGAAGAAGAAGCUCCCGCCAAGUAAGCGUGUUACAUGCGAUGACACGGAUGUUAUUGUAUCAGUGACGGGGCGCUCAGAGCGCGACCUAACAAAGCGGUUCAAUGGGACUGAGAUUGAUUGGCUAGUUGUAGAAAAACAGCUU
This is a messenger RNA of Mytilinidion resinicola, 252 nucleotides long. RefSeq lists its product as uncharacterized. The record is from RefSeq and is a predicted model, not a curated record. The transcript has a single exon. Lineage: Eukaryota; Fungi; Ascomycota; Dothideomycetes; Mytilinidiales; Mytilinidiaceae. The annotation marks the transcript as partial.